AUGCGGCCUUUAUCACCAACUCUUGCCUCUCUCGCAAGAGUCUUUCGCAUUCCCAUGUCGCUAGCUCCAGUGCGCCCGAGCGCUUCUCGCAUGUGCCAGGAAGUCCUGGCCAAGCGGACACCACAGCCUGGGGCCGUUCUGUCCGCCGUGCAAUCCGCGCCAUUCUCAACGACUCGCACUCUCGAGGCUCGGAAGAAGCAAGGUCCCAAUGUGGACAAGCGAAUCACUCUGAUCCGCUACUUCCUUUACCACCCCCUCACACCGCGUCCUCUCCGCUUCUCUCGCAACCGCUACCUCCGUCACUGGACCAUCCACCGUGCUUGGCAAUUGUUCCAGGCCAAGCAGCGUCGGGCACACGAGCUCGAGCUGGAGCGCCAGUAUCAGAGCAUGCAGGCUGCCUGUGAGGAGCUUCGGACCGGCGCUGGCGAUGGAGGACGGCUAUUCCGCAAGUCGAUGAUCAAGAAGGGUAUUUUCACGGAUAUGUUCCCUAUCGAGUACGGUCGUAUGCAGACUGAGUAUCCCUCGGCUGAAGGGUGGAAUCAUGAUUGGAAGCGUCCUGAAAAGAGGGAGCGGUGA
Molecule: messenger RNA, 576 nt
Organism: Penicillium oxalicum
Lineage: Eukaryota; Fungi; Ascomycota; Eurotiomycetes; Eurotiales; Aspergillaceae
Product: mitochondrial 54S ribosomal protein mL40
Exons: 2
Coding region: 1-576 (191 amino acids)
Biological process (GO): mitochondrial translation
Molecular function (GO): structural constituent of ribosome
Source: RefSeq, a predicted model, not a curated record